CCUGCGCAAGAUAAUCAAGGAUCGUUCCUUGGCCGGAUUAGUAUCCGUCGCAAUCAAUUCGUCGACGUCAAUAACGAACAAGAGCAAGAAGAUCUCGAGCUUUUCCAAAAACACAUCGCCGAUCGUUUUACCGAGCUUCUCUCUCCUCCUCCACAACAACAACCUCCGUCCGAUGAAGCGAACACGGUUGCUUCCGUAGCCGCGACGGAGCAGAUUAUGUCCGUGACUUGGCUUCGUAAGCUAAUGGAUGUUUUCCUCUGUUGCGAAGCCGAAUUCAAAGCGAUACUGUUAAUGGGUCGUGACCCGACCCAGAUUUCUAAACCGCCAUUCGACCGGUUAGUUCCGGAAAUGUUAGAGCGGUCGAUUAAAGCGCUUGACAUCUGUACCGCCGUAGUUAACGGAAUCGAUUCCGUUAGACAUUACCAGCGCUUAGCUGAGAUCGCCGUGGCGGCGUUCGAACAACGUCCGUUAGGGGACGGUAACGUGAGACGAGGGAGACGCGCGUUGGCGAAUCUCGUCGUCGCGUUGAGUCUCGAGGACAAAGAGAACGUAAGCGGCGGCGGAGGUGGUGGUGGCGGAGGGAACAAGACGGCGGAGAGAUCGUGGUCGUUUGGUCGUCGUAGCGGCGGAUCUUCGGCGGCGAGUAAAGGAGGAGCGACGAUUGGACAGCUAAAAUCGUCGUCGUGGGCUGUCGGGAGGAAUUGGUCGGCGGCGAAGCAGAUCCACGCGAUGACGGCGAAUCUGACGCCGCCGCGUGGGAACGAAGCGGCGGGAUUGCCUCAGCCUAUGUUUAUAAUGAGCACGGUGAUGGUUUUCGUGAUGUGGGUUUUAACGGCGGCGGUUCCGUGUCAGGAGAGAUCCGGAUUAGCGAAUCAUUUGCCUGUGCCGCCGAAACAUUUAAAUUGGGCUCAGAGUUUGAUCGGAAUUCACGAGAAGAUCGGAGACGAGUGGAAGAAGAAAGAGAAGAAAGGAUCUGCGGGAUUAAUGGAGGAGAUGACGAGGAUGGAGAAGCUUGGUCACUCGUUGAUUGAAUUCGCCGAUGCAUUUCGUUACCCGGCGGAGAAAGAUGCUGCUGAAUCAGCGGCGGCGCAGGUGGCGGAGAUGGCGGAGAUAUGCCGGAGAAUGGAAGAGGAGCUUGUGCCGUUGCAGCAACAGAUCAGAGAGGUUUUCCACAGGAUCGUGAGGAGUCGUGCGGAGAUUCUGGAGGUGUUGGAUCAAGCCGUUCGAAGAGUCAUGGCGUUAGCAUCAUCCACGUUGCCAACGAAGACCGGAUUGUCUCUCUGGUGUCCGACUUCUCCAUCUCUCGCUCGCCGUUUCCCCGCUCGCUUUUCUCCGAUCGGUUCCAGAAUCGCUUCCAGAGGCCUCGUCACUGCUUCGUUCGCUAACGAGAAUCGCGAGUUUGUGAUAAUUGGCGGAGGAAAUGCUGCGGGUUAUGCCGCUAGGACUUUCGUAGAAAAUGGAAUGGCAGAUGGUCGCCUCUGCAUUGUGACCAAAGAGGCUUACGCACCUUAUGAGAGACCGGCUUUGACGAAAGCUUACUUGUUCCCUCCAGAGAAGAAGCCUGCUCGUUUACCAGGGUUUCAUACUUGUGUUGGAGGUGGUGGAGAAAGGCAAACACCAGAUUGGUACAAGGAGAAAGGGAUUGAGAUGAUAUAUGAAGAUCCGGUGACUGGAGCUGAUUUUGAAAAGCAAACCCUCACAACAACCACAGGGAAGCAGUUAAAAUAUGGAUCCCUAAUUAUCGCGACAGGGUGUACAGCCUCAAGGUUCCCUGAUAAAAUUGGUGGGAACUUGCCUGGAGUUCACUAUAUUCGGGAGGUUGCAGAUGCUGAUUCACUGAUAUCAUCUCUGGGAAAAGCAAAGAAAGUUGUCAUCGUUGGUGGCGGCUACAUUGGCAUGGAGGUUGCUGCUGCAGCUGUUGCAUGGAAUCUAGAUACAACGAUUGUAUUCCCCGAAGAUCAUCUAUUGCAAAGAUUGUUCACUCCCUCACUUGCUCAGAAAUACGAAGAACUAUACCGUCAAAAUGGUGUUAAGUUUGUCAAGGGCGCUUCCAUAAAUAACUUAGAAGCAGGUUCGGAUGGGCGUGUAUCAGCUGUUAAGCUUGCUGAUGGGUCUACCAUUGAGGCAGACACGGUUGUGAUCGGAAUUGGAGCUAAGCCUGCUAUUGGCCCCUUUGAAACUUUGGCCAUGAACAAAUCUAUUGGAGGAAUUCAGGUCGAUGGCUUGUUCAGGACAAGCACACCUGGAAUUUUUGCUAUUGGAGAUGUCGCAGCCUUCCCUUUGAAGAUAUAUGAUCGUAUGACCCGAGUUGAACAUGUCGAUCACGCACGCCGUUCUGCACAACACUGUGUGAAGUCGCUGCUCACCGCACACACUGACACGUACGAUUAUCUCCCGUAUUUCUAUUCAAGAGUAUUCGAGUAUGAAGGCAGCUCAAGAAAAGUUUGGUGGCAGUUUUUCGGGGAUAAUGUGGGAGAAGCAGUUGAGGUUGGGAACUUCGACCCGAAAAUCGCUACCUUCUGGAUUGAUUCUGGCAGGUUGAAAGGUGUUCUUGUAGAAAGCGGUUCUCCAGAGGAGUUUCAGCUACUCCCAAAGCUAGCAAGAAGCCAACCAAUUGUGGAUAAGGCUAAACUCGCCAGCGCUUCUUCAGUGGAAGAAGCUCUCGAGAUUGCUCAAGCCGCUCUACAGAGUUAAGAGAGUUGAUGGAUUUUUAGCUUUUGGGUCGACUGUUGAGAGAAAGUAAGCAACAUCUUUUAUUCUCGGUGAGAGUAAUUUAUAGAGCACUCUUGUCAAAUAAUCUGCACGAAUAAGUCAUUGCCUCUUUUUGAGAAAACCAUACUGUAUUUUGUGCUCAUUACAGAGCUUCUUCCUCGUUAAUCUCAUAUGGUCUUGGCAUAGAGGAUUAAAAAAUCAUUUGUAAUGUUGUAUAAUCGUAAAUACUUCCGACUCAAUUGCAAAUUAUAUAAAUCACACGCACAAAAUAUACCUAAAAACAAUGAUUGAGAAUAUUCAGGCAUAGACAGGAGCAGCAUAUAACAAGUUAAGGUCUUUCCAGAAGUCUGAUGAGGCAGGGCUUUCCAGAAGAUGACGAUCCUCUCAGCAGAGUAGAUGCAGAGUUUGAUGAUAUCAUAACCAGAGUGUCGCUGCUGCAGCUCCUCCAAGCCCUUCACUUCCUUCCAAUCCAACUCACAUGGCAAACGCCACAGUAUCCUCCCGCCGGUACCACGGCAGAACAAUACCUGAUCAAAGUAAAGCCAGUGGUUUCUGUACUCCGGGUUCGACUCUGUUUCUCCGUCCGCCACAAACAUGCGUUUACUCGGUGAGAAGGAAAAGAACUGACCAUCCUCAUCCACAGCGUAAACCUGCUCCUCCUCCUCCUCCAUCACCACCACGCUUUGCUGGAUCUUGAGGGGCGUCUUGGACGUAGACACAGACAGCAACUCCCAAGUUUCGGUCUCGAAAUCAAACACCUCAGCCCAGUUUGAGGAAUCGGCGACAUCGUCCCCGCACCCUCCAAACACGUAUAUCUUCCCGUCAACAAGGCUCGCCGAUGCACCGGAUCGAGCCAUCUUCAUGGGCGAAACGGGGUACAACGUGUGGUCGAUACAGUCGAAAAACCAGACUUCCGAUGUGGGUUUGCCGUCCACGAGUCCACCCAUAGAACAGAUCCCCCAGUCCGUAAACACGAAACAGGAUCCUGCUUCCGGGACCGGAACCAAGCUCGAGUGGACCGGUUUCAGCCGACGUUGCAUGGGGUGGAGGAUGAACCACCGUGGGAUUGGAUCUGGGUACAGGUGCAUAAACACGUACAGAUAUGGGUCGCAGGUACCCACCAGAUAUCUCAAGUCCCUGAGAGCAGGGGUCGCUGCGGCAUACCGUUGUCUCCUCGAGACGAUACCUAAGGCCAUGAGGUCUAAUCUCGACACAUUGGCCAGGAUGUUCACGACCAGCUCAUCUGGCAACGACGAGAACCCACACACCUCCGUCUCGGUCGUGCUCGUCUUCAGUUCCAAUUCACUACACAUCUUCUCUGAAUGCAUGAUUUGUGUAAACAAUAGUGUAUAUCUUCUAGUAUUAUUUAUAUAUACAAGUGUCGUCUAGUUAAAAGGAAACAACACAAUACUGCUUGAAAAAGGAAAAAAAGGAAGAAAGGAAACAAGCGGUUUAGGACGGUUCAAUUACAAAAUCUAGUUUUAAAACCAAAAUACAGUUGACGAGUAAAUCCAUUUAACAAUUGAAUUGGGAUUUUGGGAUAUAUCAAAAAGUGAAAUGCAAGAUUAAUUUUUAAAAAAUGUAUUUUUCGGAG
Messenger RNA from Thlaspi arvense, 4306 nucleotides. NCBI's taxonomy places the organism in Eukaryota, Viridiplantae, Streptophyta, Magnoliopsida, Brassicales, Brassicaceae. The record is from the annotation of a GenBank genome assembly.